UGUCAAGCAAGACACGAAGCUGUCCAAACUAGCACGCAUCAUAUGAUGAUCUCAGGCUGUUCAAAGCUGCCACCACACGAGCUUACGUAGCAACUUGAGCCUUCAACACAUUGAUUGCUCAGACGACGAUAUCUUGAAUAGUCAAACUCAUAUAUUCUUAUUGAACAUUUAGAUUCGGAUAACUUUAUGGACCGAUGACACAUCAUGACUAUAUAGUUCUUCCGACAUCGAGCGAGGCAAGGGAAGAUGUCAGCGAGGGCGCUGACCCCAUUCUAGAAUCAUUACUACGAGAUAAUAAGGGCGUCACGCUUUAUACACCGCAUGGAGGCUCUCUAGUUGUUCAUGAAGAUGGUCAUACCUAUAACUUUUCAUAUGGACCAAGCGGAAUUUCAGGUCUAGUUCACAAUCGUUAUGCUGUUGCGUGCGCAGCGUUUGCUGGGAUCGGCGGUGUUUCAUUCGGGUAUGACCAAGGCGUUAUUUCCAAUGUCCUAGUCAUGAAAGACUUUCUGGCUCGGUGGCCAAUCGGACCAUGGGAGAAAGGAAUGAUGACUGCUGUUCUUGAGCUUGGCGCAUUGUUUGGCGCUAUUACGAGCGGAAUCUUGGCAGACAAGUAUUGUCGACGUCAAUCCAUUUUCUUCGCGUCCAUCAUUUUCUGUCUUGGUUCAGGACUGCAAUGCGGGGCGCAGUCGUUGAACGAUCUUAUCAUUGGGCGAGCAAUUGGUGGCUUUGGAGUUGGAGCCCUAAGUCCUCCUGAGCUCCGCGGCUCACUCAUGGCGCUUGAGCAACUCGCUAUCGUUCUUGGAGUUGUGUUUGGGUUUUGGACAGGUUUUCUUACGAGACACAUUGCCGGAUCUGCUUCGUGGAGAAUUCCACUGGCACUCCAGUUUCUCCCAGGUAUCUCGCUUUGCCUCGGAUGCUUUGUUCUACCACCUUCACCCCGACUGCUGGUGCUCCGUGGUCGCAUCGACGAUGCACGGAAUACUUUAGCCAAACUUCGUUUGCGUACUCCUGACGAAGCAAAAGAAGAUCCGUUGAUCCAGCUUGAGCUAUUGGAAAUGCAAAUCAAUGUUGCUCUCGUCCGACAAAAAUCAACAGAUGGACUCUCACGCGAAACAUGGACAACCCUCUUCGGUCGGGAGUACGUCAGACGGACUCUUAUUGGCAUCAUGAUCAUGUUCUUUCAACAGUGGAGCGGCAUUAAUGCACUUCUUUACUAUGGUCCAACUCUAGUUGAAAGCAUAGGGAUGCGCGGGGACACCGUCACACUUCUCGUUUCAGGUGGGAUCGGAAUCAUCCAAUUUCUUGCAGUUUUUCCGGCCAUCAUAUUUCUUGACCGGUGGGGCCGUAAACCCCUUCUCAAAGGCGGCAGCGCAAUUAUGGCUGUGUCGCAUUUCAUGAUCGCAAUAUUAAUCCACCUUUUUCAUGAUGACUGGGAAUCGAACACCAUAGCUGCUUGGGUAGCGGUGUUUUGCACGUACAUAUUUACUGCAGCUUAUGGCAUGUCCUUUGGACCCAUUGGUUGGGUUCUUCCCAGUGAAGUAUUCCCCCUUUCAAUGCGAAGCAAGGGAGUUUCCUUAUCAACAGCUUCGAACUGGAUCAACAAUUUCUUGAUUGGCCUGAUUACACCGCCGCUGAUGGAGAUGUCUUCUGCUGCGACCUUUAUGAUUUUCGCGUGCGCCUGUUUCGGGGCCUACCUGUGGUCUAGUUAUGUUGUUCCAGAGACGGCAGGCGUUUCUCUCGAAGAAAUAGAUGCAGUCUUUGGUUCUGCAGCAGGUCAGAAAGACCGCAAACGGAAAUGCGAGCUGGAACGCGAACUCGGGCUGUACGACCUAAUUAAGGGUCUUAUUCCUUCGGAGGCAGUAGGCCAAGAGUAGCAACAACUCUAAUGAAUUCAACAAGAUGUGGUAUAUACGUAUCUAGAUUAACCACGUUACCAUGUUAUCUAGCUACAAUGUGUACAGUACAGCGCACUAAUACUCCAGAUGGUUCCUGUCAUUAUACAUGUUGUUCUCCAAGAAUACGAAUGGAUUAGUGGGCUUUCCGACUAAUAAAUAUGAUUAAGGUGACAAGCGUGUCAGGGCAUGGUAAGGAACGUGACAAAGAGCGUAUAAUGUGUGGUGAUGU
Messenger RNA from Suillus plorans, 2124 nucleotides. RefSeq lists its product as uncharacterized. The coding region runs from base 195 to 1874 and encodes 559 amino acids. Gene Ontology annotation, cellular component: membrane. The record is from RefSeq and is a predicted model, not a curated record. Gene Ontology annotation, molecular function: carbohydrate:proton symporter activity. Gene Ontology annotation, biological process: transmembrane transport; carbohydrate transport. NCBI's taxonomy places the organism in Eukaryota, Fungi, Basidiomycota, Agaricomycetes, Boletales, Suillaceae. The transcript is spliced from 16 exons.